AUGAGUUUUUCUAUAGAUGAAGUUAAUUUUCUGGUAUACCGUUACUUACAGGAAUCUGGAUUCCAUCACUCAGCAUACACCUUUGGUAUAGAAUCUCAUAUUUCACAAAGUAAUAUAAAUGGCGCACUGGUUCCACCAGCGGCUCUUCUUAACAUACUUCAAAAGGGUUUGCAAUAUACUGAAGCUGAAAUAACGUUGGGAGACGAUGGUACCGAAAUACGGCUAACAGAGACUUUAAGUUUAAUUGAUGCAGUUACACCAGAUAUAGUUGCAGCUCGUCAGAAUGCUCACAAUGCUCAAAAACAGGCUAUCAAAGAAACUGGAUCAGGAAGUGAGCAAAAUGGUGGUGUGGAGGCUCCGCCUGUCAGUGCUCCAUCUGCAACAGGGGGAGCUGAAACGCCAAUUGCACAAGAACCUAUGGAGACUGACCAAUCAAUUGAAAUCCCUCCAAGCAAAGCUACAGUACUUAGAGGACAUGAGUCGGAGGUGUUUAUUUGUGCCUGGAACCCUAGCACUGAUUUAUUAGCCAGUGGCUCUGGAGACAGUACAGCGAGGAUUUGGGAUAUGUCCGACAACCCUACAAGUAUACCAAAUCAGUUAAUUUUAAAACAUUGUAUUCAAAGAGGUGGAGCUGAAGUGCCAAGUAACAAGGAUGUUACAUCACUCGAUUGGAAUUGUGACGGUAACUUGUUAGCAACAGGGUCAUAUGAUGGAUAUGCUCGUAUUUGGACUACCGAUGGAAAAAUCGCAUCGACACUAGGUCAACAUAAAGGACCAAUUUUUGCACUGAAGUGGAACAAAAGAGGAAACUAUAUACUUAGUGCUGGGGUGGACAAAACAACAAUUAUCUGGGAUGCGGCUUCAGGACAAUGCACUCAACAGUUUUCCUUUCACAAAGCUCCAGCUCUGGAUGUUGAUUGGCAGACUAAUACAUCUUUUGCCUCCUGUUCCACAGAUCAAAGCAUUCAAGUUUGCAAGUUACAUGUUGACAAGCCCAUAAAAAGCUUUUUAGGGCAUACAAAUGAAGUGAAUGCUAUCAAGUGGGAUCCACAAGGGCAACUGCUUGCAUCUUGCUCUGAUGACAUGACAUUGAAAAUUUGGUCUAUGAAACAAGACACUUGUGUUCAUGACCUCCAAGCGCAUUCAAAAGAAAUUUACACUAUAAAAUGGUCCCCAACAGGGCCAGGAACCCAAAAUCCAAAUAUGAAUUUAAUCUUGGCUAGUGCAUCGUUUGACUCCACUGUGCGUCUUUGGGAUGUCGAGAAAGGAGCUUGUGUGCACACUCUAACGAAACAUACAGAACCAGUAUACAGUGUUGCCUUUUCUCCCGAUGGGAAAUUUUUAGCGAGUGGCUCAUUUGACAAAUGCGUUCAUAUAUGGUCCACUCAAUCAGGAUCUCUUGUUCACUCAUACAAAGGAACUGGUGGCAUUUUCGAAGUCUGUUGGAAUUCAAGAGGUACAAAAGUAGGUGCUAGUGCCAGUGAUGGAAGUGUCUUUGUUUUAGACUUACGUAAAUUAUAG
This is a messenger RNA of Leptosia nina, 1521 nucleotides long. The record is from the annotation of a GenBank genome assembly. NCBI's taxonomy places the organism in Eukaryota, Metazoa, Arthropoda, Insecta, Lepidoptera, Pieridae.